AUGCUCAAGGGCCUCCCAACCACCGCCCACGAUGCCCCCGUGCAGCCCCCGCGCCGCCGUGUGUGGAGACUGCUCCUCGUAGUCAUCUCCCUCGCCGUCCUCCAGUCCACCACCAACGUCUUCUACGCGCAGAGCUCAACCCACACGUCAGAAGUCCCGCUCAACGCUCAGGAGAUUCUCGACAAGUGCACACUGCUCAAUGUCAAGCCGGGGCCGCCCCCGGACUUCAAUCUGCGCAAGCAGUCGGACCGCUUCGUCGCUGGCACGCCUCCCACUCUCAUCAAGAACGCGUCUAUCUGGACUGGACGAGUGGACGGGCUUGAAGUCCUCCAUGGGGAUGUGCUGCUCGACGGUGGGCUCAUCAAGCGCGUCGGACACAUUGAGCAAGACGUACUGGAGACAUACGAUGACUUGACCACUAUUGACGCCGCUGGUGCUUGGGUGUCACCUGGUAUCGUCGACCUCCAUAGCCAUCAGGGAGUCGACUCGAGCCCUGAGCUUCGGGGUUCUGAUGACACGAACUCGCUCAAAGGAGUGGCACAACCAUGGUUGCGCGCUCUGGAUGGCCUCAACACCCACAGCGACGCGUAUAAACUAAGCAUUGCUGGUGGUCUCACCACAGUGCUUGUGUUGCCGGGGUCUGCCAAUGCGAUAGGCGGACAGGGUGUCGUCAUCAAGCUGCGCCCGACCGACGCUAGGACACCCACGGGACUCAUGCUCGAGAGCCCGUGGGAGAUCAAUGGCACAGUGUACGAUCCGUCUCUCAGCUUGCGCUGGAGGCAGAUGAAACAUGCUUGCGGCGAGAACCCAAGCCGAGUAUACGGUUUCACGCGUAUUGACACGACCUGGUCAUUCCGACAGGCUUAUGAAACGGCUCGUAAAAUCAUGGUCUCUCAGGACGAGUACUGCGCCAAGGCUACUUCUGGCGAAUGGUCUGGCUUGGGCGCGUUCCCGGAUGAUCUCCAGUGGGAGGCUCUCGUCGAUGUCCUCAGAGGACGCGUGAAGGUCCACAACCACUGCUAUGAGACCGUUGAUCUGGACGAUAUGGUGCGCCUCACGAACGAAUUCAAGUUCUCUAUUGCUGCGUUCCAUCAUGCGCAUGAGACGUAUCUCGUUCCGGACACGCUGAAGAAGGCUUACGGUCAUCCGCCUGCUGUCGCGCUCUUCGCGUCUAACGCGCGAUACAAGCGUGAGGCUUACCGCGGAUCCGAAUUCGCACCUCGGAUCCUCGCGGAAAACGGACUGUCGGUGGUCAUGAAGUCGGACCAUCCUGUUUUGGACUCUCGCUUCUUGCUGUAUGAGGCCCAGCAGGCACACCACUACGGUCUGCCGGCGAACCUCGCGCUGGCUUCCGUGACGAGUACGCCUGCAACGGUCAUGGGCAUGGAUCACCGCAUUGGGUUCAUCAAGACCGGGUAUGACGCGGACAUCGUCCUGUGGGACAGCCACCCCCUUGCGCUCGGUGCGACGCCAAAGCAAGUGUGGAUCGACGGCAUAGCCCAGCUCGAGCACCCGUAUACCGUGACGAAGCCCUCCGCCGCGCAGCACGUCCCCGAGAGGCCGAACUUCGACAAAGAGGCAGAUGCCGCGCUCAAAUACGAGGGCCUCCCGCCGCUCGAGCCGGUGCACGCGAACUCGAACUUCAUCGUGUUCCGCAACGUGAGCAGCGUAUAUCGGCGCCAGGGCCAGAGCGUCAAGGAGGUCUUCCGCGCGUCCGCAGAGGGCGAGGAGGGAGUCGUUGUCACCGCGGAUGGUAAGGUCGUGUGUGCUGGGUCGAUGGUGGAGUGCCCGUCGAGCCUCUAUGGAAACCACGCCGAGAUCUUGAACUUGGAGGGCGGGGCGGUGGCGCCUGGUCUGGUCACGUAUGGCUCUCCGCUUGGUCUGGGAGAUAUCACGGCGGAGCGCUCGACUAUCGACGGGUAUGCGCUCGACCCGCUGACGGACGAGAUUCCGAAGAUCAUUGGCGGUGACAGUGCUGUCGCCGCCGCGGUUGACGGUCUUCAGUUUGGCACCCGUGAUGCGCUGUUGGCGUACCGCGCGGGUGUCACGACUGCCAUCGUUGCGCCAGAGUCGUACGGCUUCCUCUCGGGCCUGAGUACGGCUUUCUCUCCGGGUGCGAAGCACAAGCUGGAGAAGGGCGCAGUCGUUCAGGCCGCUGCCGCUCUGCACAUCGGUAUUCACUACGGCGCGGGUCCGAGCGUAAGCACGCAGAUCUCGGCUCUCCGCGCCCUCCUGCGUGCGGAAGUCAAACGACCGCUGGGCAACCUCGUCAAAAAGGUGAAGAAGGGCGAGAUGACCCUCGUUGUGGAGGUUGAGAGCGCGGAUAUCAUGGCGUCGCUCAUCGAGCUGAAGAAGGACAUCGAGGAGAGGGAGGGCAGCACGAUCAAAAUGACCUUCGCAGGCGCAAGCGAAGCGCAUCUGCUCGCGAAGGAGAUCGGCGAGGCAGACAUCGGUGUGCUCCUCACUCGCCCUCGUCCCUUCCCGGGUACUUGGGAGCAAAGAAGAAUCAUGCCCGGCCUCCCUCUGUCCGAGACAAGUGCCAUCACCGCUCUCAUUGAUAACAAUGUCACCGUCGCCAUUGGUAUCGAGGAAGCAUGGCAGGCUCGCAACACGCGGUGGGAUGCAUCAUGGGCUGCGCUGGAGAGUGGUGGAGAGAUCACCAAAGCAGAGGCACUCGCGCUCGCCUCCGUGCACGUCGAGAAGUUGCUUGGCGUCGAGGUCGACGACAUCGAGAGCGACCUCAUCGCCACGCAGGGCGGGGAUCCGCUGGAGUUCAGCAGCAAGGUAGUGGGUAUCAUCUCGCCCCGCAGAGGCGUCGUAGAUCUACUGUAG
This is a messenger RNA of Rhodofomes roseus, 2832 nucleotides long. Its product is annotated as carbohydrate esterase family 9 protein. Bases 1 to 2832 code for a protein of 943 amino acids. NCBI's taxonomy places the organism in Eukaryota, Fungi, Basidiomycota, Agaricomycetes, Polyporales, Fomitopsidaceae. The record is from RefSeq and is a predicted model, not a curated record. Gene Ontology annotation, cellular component: cytoplasm. Gene Ontology annotation, biological process: purine nucleobase catabolic process. Gene Ontology annotation, molecular function: allantoinase activity. The transcript has 15 exons.